CACCCGACCCAGGCAGAUUCUCCAUGGCACCUUCCAGGGGACACUCAGAGGCAGCAGCUCCCUCUUCACUGACUCCCAGACAUCCCACCACCAACCCCAGCCCUCGAGAAGGAAACUGAUGCCACGGUUCCCAAGGAACCCCGGAGACCCAAGUGCUCCACCCGAAGAUGCGCACAAUCCCAGGUCCAGGAGGGUCACCCAACGAGGCCGGAACACCAGCAGGAUGGCAGAGGACUCCUCAUCCAGUGCAAGUGACGCGUUCCUGCUACCUGUCCGUAUCAGUACCCCAGCCAUAAGCCUGACUCAGUGGAUACUGGGAUGUAUGUCCUGGUUCACCUGCCUGGCCUGCUUCCUGAGAACGCAGGCCCAGCAAGUUCUGUUCAACACCUGCAGGUGCAAGCUGCUGUGCCAGAAGCUCAUGGAGAAGACGGGGGUUCUGGUCCUCUGUGCUUUCGGGUUCUGGAUGUUUUCUAUGCACUUACCAUCGAAAAUGGAAGUCUGGCAGGAUGACAGCAUAAAUAGUCCACUGAAGAGCUUGAGGAUGUACCAGGAGAAGGUGCGACAUCACACUGGGGAAAUCCAGGACCUCCGAGGUAGCAUGAACCAACUCAUCGCCAAGCUCCAGGAAAUGGAAGCCAUGUCAGAUGAGCAAAAAAUGACCCAGAAAAUAAUGAAGAUGAUCCAAGGAGACUACAUCGAAAAGCCAGACUUCGCCCUGAAGUCUAUAGGGGCCAGCAUCGACUUUGAGCACACGUCAGCCACGUACAACCACGACAAGGCUCGCUCCUACUGGAACUGGAUCCGGCUGUGGAACUACGCCCAGCCCCCCGAUGUGAUCCUUGAGCCCAACAUGACACCUGGCAAUUGCUGGGCCUUCGCGGGAGACCGCGGCCAGGUGACCAUCCGCCUGGCCCAGAAGGUCUACCUGUCCAACCUCACACUGCAGCACAUCCCCAAGACCAUCUCGCUGUCAGGCAGCCUGGACACCGCCCCCAAGGACUUCGUCAUCUAUGGCAUGGAGAACCCCCCCAGGGAGGAGGUGUUCCUGGGAGCAUUUCAGUUUCAGCCAGAAAACACCAUUCAGACGUUCCCACUCCAGAACCAGCCAGCCCGGACCUUUGGAGCAGUCAAGGUGAAGAUCUCCAGCAACUGGGGGAACCCACGCUUCACCUGCCUGUACCGCGUGCGCGUGCACGGCUCCGUGACCCCGCCCAAGGAGCAGCCCGGCCAAAACCCCAGCCCUCAAAGAGAUUAAAGUUUAUUCUUUAGCCC
This is a messenger RNA of Tupaia belangeri chinensis (Chinese tree shrew), 1272 nucleotides long. RefSeq names its product Sad1 and UNC84 domain containing 5 (gene SUN5). The record is from RefSeq and is a predicted model, not a curated record. Bases 119 to 1255 code for a protein of 378 amino acids. The transcript is spliced from 13 exons. NCBI's taxonomy places the organism in Eukaryota, Metazoa, Chordata, Mammalia, Scandentia, Tupaiidae. Gene Ontology annotation, cellular component: nuclear envelope; meiotic nuclear membrane microtubule tethering complex. Gene Ontology annotation, molecular function: protein-membrane adaptor activity.